Messenger RNA from Helianthus annuus (common sunflower), 1578 nucleotides. RefSeq lists its product as uncharacterized. NCBI's taxonomy places the organism in Eukaryota, Viridiplantae, Streptophyta, Magnoliopsida, Asterales, Asteraceae. Bases 1 to 1578 code for a protein of 525 amino acids. Gene Ontology annotation, molecular function: nucleic acid binding; zinc ion binding. The transcript has 4 exons. The record is from RefSeq and is a predicted model, not a curated record.
AUGGCUGGCUCAGACGAAGCAAACAGUCAUCCAGCAGAGGGCAACACCAGAAUUAAUAUUACUGGUGCCGAACUGCAAGCUUUGAUCACUGCUGCAGUUUCUCAAGCGGUAGAGGCUAAGUUUAAAGAGCCGAGUGUUGUUCGGUCUCAAACUCUUUCAAAAACCCAUUCUCAACCACAUACUCACAGGAAAAGUGAGUCCCCACACUCGUCUAACCAGGGUAGUGUACCCAAGAAGCAGGUUGUUCCUGAGCAUACCCUUAGGCACGCCAAGGGUUGUACCUACAAAUAUUUUGUUUCCUGUAAGCCAAGAGACUUUACAGGAGAAAAAGGGGCGAUAGACUGUAUGAAGUGGUUAGAUGAGAUGGAAACGGUGAUAGAUAUUAGCGGUUGCGCUAAAGAAGAUGUGGUUAUGUUUGUCUCCCAAUCUUUUAAGGGCGAUGCCCUUACAUGGUGGAAAGCGCUUGUACAAUCCAUUGGGAAAGUGCAUUUGUAUAAUCUCUCAUGGGAGAAGUUUGUUGAUCUGGUUAAGGACACUUAUUGUCCUCAGCAUGAGGUGGAGCGUAUAGAGACUGAUUUUCUCACCCUCGUGAUGAAGGAUCUAGACUGUGGAUCCUAUGUGACUAGUUUCAAUUCUAUGUCGAGGCUUGUGUCGUAUUUAGUCACACCUAAGCCCAAGCGCAUUGCGCGUUUUAUUGGUGGUUUAGCCCCUGAAGUUAAGGGGAAUGUUAAGGCUUCAAAGCCAACCACCUAUAGAUCCGCUGUGGAUCUAUCAUUAUCCCUCACAUUGGAUAUUGUGAGGAGCAGGGCGAAGAAAAAUUCUAAAGAGGGGAAGAGGAAGAGAGAGGAUGAUCAGUCCUCCCAGUCGAAUAAGAAGGGAAAAGGGAACUCUGGUUCCAAGAAAGGGCAGACUGGUGAUAAGCCCAGGUGUAAGACUUGCCACAAAAGGCAUUUUGGCAAGUGCAACCAAGACCCACAGGCUAAACCGUGUGGAAUCUGCAAGAAGAAGGGGCACAAAUCUGUCGAGUGCCGGAACAUUAAGGAUGCAACCUAUUACGGUUGCAAUGAAAAGGGGCACAUCAAGACCAAUUUCCCCAAGUAUGCGAAGAAGCCUGAGGAGGCUAAGAAGAACAAUGCCAGGGUGUUUCAGAUGCAGGCACGGGAAGCGGUGACCGAUGAUAACGUCAUAACAGACAUAAAGUAUGAGGCAGAACUCGCUGAUGGUACCUUAGAAUCAGCUUCAACUCUUCUUGAUGGAUGUUCCAUAUCCAUUAAGAACUAUUAUGUCCCGUUGUCCCUCCUGCCAAUGAAAUUGGCUGUCACUAUCCAAGGAGACACACAGUACGGGUUGCCCAGCAAUGUGUCUAUUCUUAAAGUAUCCCAGUGUUUGAAGGGCGGAUGUGUCAUUUACAUGGCACAAGUGACUGUCAAUGACCCGAAGCCGAAGAUUGAAGACAUUCCAAUCAUUUCAGAGUAUCCUGAUGUCUUUCCUAAUGAGUUACCGGGAUUACCUCCUGAGAGACUAUUAGCUACACAGAAAGACGCUGUAUUGGAAGUUAAUCUUCCAAAUGAAAGUUAG